GUCACCGAUUUUGGUCUCUCUGCUCUCAUUCCAGGGAGAGUAAGCCAGGCCUUAUUGCCUACCGCUCCUGGAGGCACCUUGCGCUGGAUGGCACCCGAACAUCUGUCGGCUGAUGCCAGCGACGUGCCCUCCAUGCUCUCCCAGGCAAGCGAUGUGUACUCUUUCGGAGGGAUCAUGAUUCAGGUGCGUUCAUGA
Molecule: messenger RNA, 195 nt
Organism: Suillus clintonianus
Lineage: Eukaryota; Fungi; Basidiomycota; Agaricomycetes; Boletales; Suillaceae
Exons: 1
Biological process (GO): protein phosphorylation
Molecular function (GO): protein kinase activity; ATP binding
Source: RefSeq, a predicted model, not a curated record